Diplodia corticola is the source of this 1059-nucleotide messenger RNA. Its product is annotated as 6-phosphogluconate dehydrogenase c-terminal domain-like protein. The coding region runs from base 1 to 1059 and encodes 352 amino acids. NCBI's taxonomy places the organism in Eukaryota, Fungi, Ascomycota, Dothideomycetes, Botryosphaeriales, Botryosphaeriaceae. Gene Ontology annotation, molecular function: NADP binding; oxidoreductase activity, acting on the CH-OH group of donors, NAD or NADP as acceptor. The record is from RefSeq and is a predicted model, not a curated record. The transcript is spliced from 2 exons.
AUGGGCUCCAUUGCUCCUCGAGCCGCUGUCGGCAUCAUUUCCAUCGGUGAUAUGGGCCUGGGUAUCGCCAAGCUUCUCCAGGCCUACAACUACGAGGUUCUCACCACAACCGUCGGUCGAAGCCCUUCGACCCACGCCCGCGCCACCUCCGCCGGCAUAACCGUCCUCCCAUCCGACGGCGCCCUCGUCGAGAAGGCCGACUACAUCCUCUCCAUCGUCCCGCCCCGCGACGCCGUCGCCACCGCCAACCGCAUCAUCGACGCCUGGACCGCCGCCUCGAGCAGCAGAUCGACCCCGCUCUACUUCCUCGACCUCAACGCCAUCGCCCCCUCCACCGCCCGCAGCAUCGACGCCGCCCUCACCUCCCGCGCCCCAGGCAUCCGCUUCAUCGACGGCGGCAUCAUCGGCUCGCCGCCCAAGCUCCUCGACGAAGAAGCCGCCGCCGCCGCCCCCAACAGCAACACCGACGCCGACGCCGACCUAACCGCCAGCCUCCUCCGCUGGAAACGGCCCUCCAUCCCCAUCUCGGGGCCUCACGCCCUCGACGCCGCCAACACCACCACCACCGCCCCUCCCCCAUCCGGCGCGCACCUCGCCGCCAUCCUCAACACCAAACACCUCGACCCCACCAUCGGCCCCGCCUCGGGCCUCAAAGCCUGCUUCGCCGCCAUGACGAAAGGCUUCUACGCCCUCGCGCUCCAAUCCUUCACCACGGCGCACGGGCUCGGCCUGCUCCCCGAGCUGCGCGCGCAGCUCGCCGCGUCGUUCCCCGCGCUCGCCGCCGCCGCCGACCGCGGCGCCGUCGGCAUGCAGCACAAGGCGUAUCGGUGGGAGGGCGAGAUGCGCGAGGUGGCGGAGACGCUGAGGGCGGAGGGCGGGUGGGGGGCCGCGGGGCAGGAUGCGGUUUUUGAUGGCGUGGCCGAGGUGUAUAGGGUUGUGGCGGAGGAGACGGGGUUGGGGACCGAGGAGGGGAGGAAGGGAGAGGUCGAGGGGGUGGUGGGGGAGUUGGCUGUUGCUGCGGCUGCGCGGAGGCGGGAUGGUGGCGGAAAGGGGGAGUAG